GGUAUGGAAUACGGAACUGUGACUGGAGAGGGGAGUGAUUGUGAUGUUUCUGAGAAGUGGGCUGCAGAGGGCUAUAUAAACCCAGCCCUGCUGCUUGGAGUCCGUGAGAGAGAGAAAGAGAGCAAAGCAAGCAGCCUUCAGACACAGACUGACGCAGCUACUGAAAACACACUCGACAUCUCCUGCCAGUGCUAUUAGAGGAUCUGACUGAACUAUGGACAUUUCCUUUCAACUGCAGACAUAAACUGUGCAAUUUGAUUGGAGCACAAAACCGAGAGAAAAAGCUUCUAGUAUCUACAAGGACUGAACAGAACUCUAAAAUCAAAAAAGAGAGUUGAUUUCAUUUAAAACAUCUUCAACUCUCCACUAAAAUCUGGCAUUCAGAAGCUCGUUCUGAGCAAACCCCUGCAGAGGAAGGCAAGAACAGGCUGAUCUAGUGUUUGGAAACUAUUUGAAAGCCAGUUGAAGCAGUGAAAUCAUUUCUUAAGCUGAUCAUGAUGGCAGAAAGACACAUGGAAGUCAACGGAUGCCAGACAGUGAUACCCCCACACCUCCUGGCAGCAGUGUUGGAGGGGUUCCCCCAGCCUCUACCCCUCCCCAAGGCUCCUGUGCGAGGCAAAGCCAGGCUGAGGCGCCCCCGACAGUCACGCUUCAAGACGCAGCCGGUGACAUUCGCAGAGAUCGCUGAGGUAGAGGAGGAAGGAGCCUCGCCGCUGGAGGAAGAGAAAGCAAGAAAGUCCUUCCUGCAGUCCUUGGAGAGUCUGCGGUGCAGCAGCCAGAACCUCCAGCGGGACCGGAUAGCGAACUCCACCAUGCAGGGAAGCGUGGACUCCAGCGACUCUGACUCCACACAGUGACCGCCCCGCAUCCCCGGGACCCCUGCUGCUUCAUAAUGAAGAUGGACUUUGUUUCCUGGCCAAAUAUCUAAAACAAACAGCUGGAUUUAUAUAUGUACAGUAGUACUUUUAUGAACAUAUAUACAUGUGUGCCAUUAAGCCACAUACCAUAUAUAUGCAUAAAGAUACAUAACAUAUCGAUGAAAGGAAGAUUUCUUUCUUUUUUGAUACAGAUGUCUUUAAAGAAGUUAAGUAAAUAAAUGUUACUCGUGCCUGUGGCUAAAUGUACAGAUGUAUUUAUACAUGUACUGGGUUUAUUUGUGUCUGGGUAUAUAUGCAAAUGUAUCUUCCAGUCAAAAGUUAGAGCAGGCAGUGGAUAAUUUGUAAGAAUAUACAUUUAACUGUCUGUAUUCUAAAGUGAAGUGAAUUAAGAACGGUCUGCUUAAACAGACUCUGGAAUGAUAUAUGUCUAUAUAACAAUAACAGAAGGCUACAGAAGAAGUUUGAUAUUUUUGAUAUACUGCAUUUUCUAGAAAGGAUGUUUUUAAGCUAGUAUCGAUAUGAAUGUGUUAAAGUGAAAAGAGGCUCACACUUUCCAAAUGCAGGAGUCCAGAGACUUGAUGAAAACAACAGCCCAGAGGUGGAGCCGAGCCACAAUGACAAUAUUCUUGUACUUAACAGACUGAAGUGCAAGUUUACUGUGUACGCUUGUAUUUAAUGGUCCUUUAUUUAAAUUAUAACUUUUGAUAUGGCAAUGAAGAAUGUUUCUAUUUAUAAAUCCUUUAUGUUGGUAAAAUGUUGAUGCAAAUAACCGAAAUGUUGAAUUUGCAAAGAUGGGGCUUUCUUAUACUCUAUAAUAAAUAUUUGCACAAUAAAA
Polyodon spathula (Mississippi paddlefish) is the source of this 1713-nucleotide messenger RNA. It is a transcript of the gene c17h11orf96, whose product is annotated as chromosome 17 C11orf96 homolog. The coding region runs from base 495 to 857 and encodes 120 amino acids. The transcript has a single exon. The record is from RefSeq and is a predicted model, not a curated record. Lineage: Eukaryota; Metazoa; Chordata; Actinopteri; Acipenseriformes; Polyodontidae.